Molecule: messenger RNA, 2040 nt
Organism: Gloeophyllum trabeum ATCC 11539
Lineage: Eukaryota; Fungi; Basidiomycota; Agaricomycetes; Gloeophyllales; Gloeophyllaceae
Exons: 4
Coding region: 1-2040 (679 amino acids)
Source: RefSeq, a predicted model, not a curated record
AUGUCCUCCGCGAUUGCUUUCAUCUUCGGCGAGCAAACAAGAAUCAAUCCCGUACAACUAGGCAGCUAUGCCACCCAACACGUUAUCGAUCAAUUCACAAGUGUUGGAGCGACCGUUGCACAUGGACUCACCGCUAACCAGGACACGACACCGACGAACACCAAUGUGAUGUCGUUAGUCGAUGACACCUGUCGUGUCCCACAUCCCCGAUACGUCCGUGGCAGGGCCGCAGCCAGAGCAUCGCAAACCUUCGGCCGCUUCACGCCCAACUUACCACCUCGUUUAAGGAAAGCGAGACCAGGACGGCGCGAGCGUGCACUGCUGCGCCUCCAACGGCAGGCGGGUAUUUCCCAUGAUCCUACUUCCCGCCAGCAAGGUCCGGGUGUCGUCGCGACGCCAGGAGAUAGCACUAUCAACGCACCAACGGAGGCGUCCAAUGUCGUUCCACCUCAGGCUGAGCACAGGAUACCGCAAGGACCCGCAACACCCGACGACCUGCCUCCUCGCCGGAGGGCGAAGCCGGGCCGCCGAGAGCGUGCCCUUCGACGGCUUCAGCGACAAGGAGGGCUACUCCAGGAUCACGCGACCUCGGCCCUUGGCCCGACGCAGGGUCCUGAUCCUACUCUGCCGCCGACGCCGACGACUCCUGUGAAUGCUUCUUCGCCGGGGGGAGAGCGGGCUGUGGUAGGAACAGACAAUGCUCAGUUUUUGCUUGAAGAGCGACCCGACUGCGCGAACGCUCUGCCCGAAGUCGCUCACAUUGAGAAUGCUGCCGCCUCGCAGCACGAUCAACCCUCCUCUUCCCCACCACCCUACGACCCGAUCGUACUGGGACUGGAAGCGGCACGAUUCAUCCUGGAACAGCAUGGAUCGAGCCAAUAUCCGGCGGUGGCUAUGACACACUAUCACCCACAGUAUCCAGUUGCAGUGGAGCAACAACAGCUUGUGGAUGGGGCGAUCGAGAGGCAACACGCCGCGUCAGGCGAGGGUAGGUCGAUGGCGGUCCGUUUCGAGUACGCUGAGGGCGGCUCAUUUUCGCGAAUGGCCGUCCUCACGGACUGGUCCCCGCACUACUGGCAGCCAAGGCCGUUCAUGUCUAGCUUGCCUCCCAACGCUGUCAGCCGGGAGGCCGUAGCAAUACCCAUUCGCGUCUUGCAGAACACUCGGUAUGGCACCGGCGAGCCCGAAGCGCCGUAUGCUUACUCCAGCCCGUGGACCGUCCCUACGGGUCGUCAAGCACCGGAAACGAUGGUUCCAGCACCCUACGUAGCGCCAGCGAGCACUGCGCUGCCGCAAGGAGGUUUCCCUCCCGAGCGAGCUGAGACUCCGGAUGCCCCCGACCUAACACAAUUCCCCGCGGUGCCUGAGCCGUCCAGUCUUGCUCUGACCCAGGCUCUAUAUCCCUUUGUCGACUGUCCAGGGCCCUGUCCUGCGGAUUGCCCUAGGCGAUUGAUGUCGGCGCGCGCAUACUCUCGCCGCCGCUACCGCCGCCAUGGUAUGUCGCGCCUUCCCUGCCCCAUGCGAUUCGAUCCCUUCGAUGAGUAUCUGGACAGCGAAGGGGGCGCGCCGCAGUGCUGUCAUGCAGCAGACGAGGUAGAGCCCGCUUCUCCUACCUCACCCGUUUCUCCAGCAACAGCGACGUCUACAUCAGUGCCGACGCCGUGGACGGCCAGCUUCAAUGCCGACCUCAGUCCCUGUUCGUCGCGCAAGGGACUUGCGCAGUCCGGCGAGGAAAUCCUAUACACGACGUGUUCGGGCAUCCCUGUCAGGCGCGAGAGGAAGCGCGUUGGCCUUGUUGAAGGAGAGCACCAGUCAACGCCUUGGUGGUAUCUCGACCAGAGGGAAGCCCACCGGUAUCUUGAGCUGCUUGAAUACCUCGAGCACCGCGCCGUAUUACGCGUGAAGGCUAAGCUGGACAACUUCGAGGAGAGCGACCGUCCCCCAUUGAUGCCGCUCUGGAUUCAUUUCCCCCAGCUCCUUCCCCCGGUCUUCGACGCGCCGCCCGAGAAUAUGCUGCAGCUCCAGCUCAGCGGGAACUGA